Messenger RNA from Drechmeria coniospora, 2109 nucleotides. Its product is annotated as mannosyl-oligosaccharide 1,2-alpha-mannosidase. The coding region runs from base 1 to 2109 and encodes 702 amino acids. Gene Ontology annotation, biological process: carbohydrate metabolic process; N-glycan processing. The record is from RefSeq and is a predicted model, not a curated record. Lineage: Eukaryota; Fungi; Ascomycota; Sordariomycetes; Hypocreales; Ophiocordycipitaceae. Gene Ontology annotation, molecular function: mannosyl-oligosaccharide 1,2-alpha-mannosidase activity; calcium ion binding. Gene Ontology annotation, cellular component: endoplasmic reticulum; membrane. The transcript is spliced from 3 exons.
AUGUCCUUCAACGCACCGAGGAAUGUGCCCGACUUUACGGCUCCCCACCGAGACCUCGAGGACCGAGCAUGGGUCGCGGCGUCGCGGCGAAUCGUUUCGGGCGGCCGCGGCGGCAUCAUCCACGAGGUCCAGGAUCGGGUCGCCGGCUUGUUCGAGCCGGACCAGCUGCCAAUGUACAAGGACAAGCCGUACGGGUACACGCCUUUGAUGCGGCGACGACGGUGGUGGAGGCGGAAGCGGUCCAUGAUCCUCAGCAUCGUCGCCAUACUCUCCCUGCUAUACUAUACCGGCUACCUGCCCGGCCGCGGCACGCGACGGAAAACGGCGUCGGCAUGGACGUGGGCGGCACCGUCGACUCCCGAGAAGAACGGUCCCGACUGGGACGAGAGGCGAAAGCACGUGGUGGAAGCCUUUGAGCUGAGCUGGGACGCGUACGAACGAUACGCCUGGGGAUACGACCAGUAUCGGCCGUCGUCCAAGACGGGCAACAACAUGGCCCCUCACGGGCUUGGCUGGAUCAUCAUCGACUCGUUGGACACGAUGAUUGUGAUGAACCAGACGAAGCGCCUCCAGCACGCGCGAGAGUGGCUCUCCAAAUCCCUCGUGUGGAACCAGGAUCAAGACGUCAACACGUUCGAGACGACCAUCAGGAUGCUCGGCGGAUUGCUGUCGGCCCACUACCUGUCGAACGAGUUCCCGAACAUGGCGCCCCUGGCCGAGGACGAUCCCGGCAAGCCGGGGGAGGACCUGUACCUCGAAAAGGCCAAGGAUCUCGCCGACCGGCUGAUGGUGGCCUUUGAGUCGAGCUCGGGCAUCCCGUACGCGAGCGUGAACCUCGCCAAGAUGCACGGCAUCCCCUCGCACGAGGACGGAGGCGCGUCCUCGACGGCCGAGGCGACGAGCGUCCAGCUCGAGUUCAAGUAUCUCGCCAAGCUCACGGGCGAGAAGCAGUUCUGGGACAAGGUCGAGAAGGUGAUGAAGGUCGUCGACGACAACAACGCGCAGGACGGCCUCGUGCCCAUCUACAUCUCGGCCAAGGACGGCAAGUUUCAGGGCGACAACAUCCGGCUGGGCAGCCGCGGCGACUCGUACUACGAGUAUCUGAUCAAGCAGUACCUGCAGACGAACAAGCAGGAGCCCGUGUACGAGGAGAUGUGGAACCACGCGCUCGAAGGCGUUCGGAAGCACCUCGUCACCUACACGGAGCCAUCGGGCUUCACCAUCAUCGGCGAGCGGCCGUCGGGCCUGGACGGUUUCCUGUCGGCCAAGAUGGAUCAUCUGGUGUGCUUCAUGCCCGGAACCAUCGCCCUCGCCGUGACGGGCGGCAUCUCGGAAGCCGAGGCGCGGAAGCUGCCGAGCUGGGACGAGAAGAAGGAGAAGGACAUGCGGCUCGCGCGGGAGCUCAUGCAGACGUGCUGGGGCAUGUACAAGUUCAUGGCGACGGGGCUCGCGGCCGAGAUCACCCACUUCAACAUCGCGAGCCCGCCGCCGGCCGAGUCGGCGCCGCACGCGGCCCCGGCCGACUUCGACGCCGAUCCGCAGGCGCGGUGGCGGCAGGACUACAGCGUCAAGGGCAACGACGUGCACAACCUCCAGCGGCCCGAGACGGUGGAGAGCCUGUUUUACAUGUGGAGGAUCACGGGCGAGGUCAAGUACCGAGACUGGGGCUGGGAGAUGUUCCGCUCCUUCACCAACUACACGGCCGUCGAGGAGAACGGCGGCUUCACGAGCCUCCGCGACGCCAACGUCAUCCCGCCCAUCAUCCUCGACAACAUGGAGAGCUUCUGGCUGGCGGAGACGCUCAAGUACUUUUACCUCCUCUUCUCGCCCAACGACGUGCUGCCGCUGGACAAGAUUGUCUUUAACACGGAGGCCCAUCCCUUUCCCAGGUUCGACCUGGGCCAGCUGUUCAAGACCGGAUGGCAGCGCAAGCCGCGGGAUGCCGAGGGAAAGACGGCGGAGGAGAGGGCCGCCGAGCAGAAGGCCGCCGAGGAGAAGACGGCGGAGCAGAAGGCGGCGGAGCAGAAGGCUGCCGAGCAGCAGCAGCAGCAGCAGCAGCAACCUGCCGCGGCGCAGCCUGCCGCGGCGAAUGUUGUCGCGGGACAAUGA